ACUAAUGUCAAUGUGACUACCUCCUGAAAUAUUCAAUUCUCAAAAGGACUUCAUGUGUCUUUCGUCCAACCAUACUCUCUCUUCUGCUUUUCAGAAUAACACCUGCAUAUUUUUACAGAGAAACUCAACAAGUGUGGUUGGUUUUUUUUAAAACGAAAGGGCUGAGGAGCUAUAAUGGCAAUGAUUACGUGUAACUUUCUCAAUUCCUCAUGGGCAUCUAUAUAACACACCCCUCCAAGGCUGCCCCAGUCUGUCUGCCACACACAACGUCUGUUUCAGCAAAUGUAGUAGACGACUUGCCUGUCCACAUCUUAACAUUGUGAGAAGGGAUUUGUUGCUCUUUUUAAGCCAUGCUGUGUGAGAGCAGACUUUGGAUUCUGGCCUACAGUCGAGUAGAGGAAGUGGCCUCCACGCCUCCAGAGAGUGUCCUUCGGAGCCCCACCUGGCAGGGAACUCAUAGAGCUGCUGCUGCUGCCGCUGCCUGUGUCAUGCCCGCCUCCACGCGCCGAUCCUCCAGAGUCCCUCAGAGAGAUUCCCCACACCCGGACAUGGGAUCAUGGUCGCGUUUUUUGCCAUUUGAUCGCAGUUCCAUGAGCGACCCUCCCGUGGGCUCCAGGGGCCUUGGGAGGGGACACAUCUCUCCGGAGGUGGAGAUCCCCCGCCAGGAAGGCUCCGUCAGCGACGGCCCCUUCCUGGUGCCCGCCUCUUGUCAGCUCAUCUGCCAGAACUACAGCGACCUCUGCAUCCGAGGGGACCAGGUGCUGCCCCUCUCCUCCCAGAGCACCCGGGACCCCCUGCUGGGGGCCGACACCAAAGCCGUCGGACCUUUCCUCCAGUCCUGCGACGUCCUCCGGGAGGUGGAGGAUUCCCUCCCGGAGCAGAGCUCCCAGGCCGGGCCCCUGCGCCUCCUGCCCAGGAGGACGGGGUCCAACCGCUGGAGACAAGGCAGCGGGCGCGACCUGAGCUUUUUAUUCCACGGGCGAGAGGGGCCCUUCACCAACUCCCUGCUCAACUGCUACCUGGAGCACAAGCUGCUGGACCUGAACCAGCAGUACAUACUAGAGAACAUGGCCCGGGACCAGGCCGGCGGCCCGUACUCUGACCCGCCGUACCCCUUGAUGGCCUCGGAGCUCAUUCUGACCAGCCUGGACCAGCUCACCCAGCAGCUGAGCCGAGAGCGCCGCCUGGAGGCCGGCCUGGCCAAAGACAUGGUGAUCAGCUGCUUCCUGCGGGUGGCCAGCGACAUGUCGGGGGAGAUCAGCACCCCCAUGCUGCAAUUCUCUGAGGACCCCCCGGUCCCGCAGGCGGAGGAAGCUCUUUGCGAGGAGGAACUGGACAGACCUGCCCAACUGGCCCAGGACCUGGGCUAGAGGGAGGUCUUGUGCGAUCACUGCUGAGAUGCAUGUUGAUCGUCACGCCACAACAGGGAUGGUGACACAGUGUGAAUAACGUUUGCAGAGGCAUUGGGCUGAAAUAAUUAUUUGUGUUCAUCUCUCUCUCUCUCUCUCUCUCUCUCUCUCUCUCUUUCUCACUUUCUCUCUCUCUCUCUCUCUCUCUCUCUCUCUCUCUCUCUCUCUCUCUCUCUCUCUCUCUCUCUCUCUCUCUCUCUCUCUCUUUCUCUCUUUCUCACUUUCUCUCUCUCUCUCUCGCUCUCUUUCUCUCUGGCCAUCUCUCUCUCCGCCCCUCUCUCUCUGUCUCUGUCUCUCACUCUGUCUCUCGCACUCUCUGACCCUCUCUCUCUCUCUCUCUCUGAACCUCUCUCUCUCUCUCUCUCUCCCUCUCUGAACCUCUCUCCCUCUCUCUCUCUCCCUCUCUCGAUGUCUUCCUCUGUCUCUCCCUCCCUUUGUCUAUCUCUUUCUCUGUUUUUAUAUAUAUAUAGCGGUGAAGCAAAUCUAGCUGCAUAUUUUUGCUGUGCAUCAUCAAUGAUGAAUUCUUAACCUUGGUUCUGAGUGCGGGGUAAAAACAACUGCAUUUUGGUCGGAAAGGAGUGUUCUUUUGUACAUUUCAUUGCAGUUGAGUUGAAGGUUGCAGUGUACUUGGUGUUUUGUUCUGUCUCUAGUUCCAGACAUGGAUUUAACACGUACACCUCUUGCACCAAAUAGACAUUGGUGUUGUGUAAGCAGGCGGGUCUGCUUGAAUGAGUAGACCGGUCUGGACAGAUGUGAGACAAUAGGACACAGAGAACAGUAAGAGAAUAAGAGUUGAACGAGGGAUGUUGUACAGCUGUUUUUGUCUUUUUGAAAGUAUUGAAAAAGUAAAUUAUUUUGAAAUAUUAUA
This is a messenger RNA of Gadus macrocephalus (Pacific cod), 2277 nucleotides long. Its product is annotated as TLR adapter interacting with SLC15A4 on the lysosome. Lineage: Eukaryota; Metazoa; Chordata; Actinopteri; Gadiformes; Gadidae. Bases 351 to 1370 code for a protein of 339 amino acids. The transcript is spliced from 2 exons. Gene Ontology annotation, biological process: regulation of toll-like receptor signaling pathway. The record is from RefSeq and is a predicted model, not a curated record.